UUUAUGGAUAUUAUUUUAAUAUAUGAAGGGUUCAGAAAAUUCUAUAGGUUUACUAUUAUAAACAUUAAUGUCAGAAUUUCAUGAAAGUAUUCGACGUAUUUUUGAAGAUGUAGAAAUAUUUUUGAUACUCCACGUCAAACCUUUACUCGACGAUUUGUCCUAUGAUGGUAAACUUCAAAGGCAACAUAUACUAUCAUGCAUCCGCGCCCUGAAAGCGGAAUACCCGGCCAUCAAUAAUAUGGGUGCUUGUCCUGAAUUUAUGACAGGAGAAAACAGCGAUAAAACCGAAGAAUCUCUCCCGCGUAACAAAAGUUCUAACAACCUCAAUAAUACGGAUACCGGAUUCUCCUCCAACUCUAACAGAUCUGAUUACAGUAUAACGUCCAAGUACGACAAGAAAGCUAAAAGAUUUUUUAGGAAAAAGAAAAACGAGGAAACAAAAGUUCAACAACUUACUAACGCGCAAGGGGAAAAUGACCAAUCUGUCGCGAUAAAAUCCAUAAUGCAAGGAUUAGAAAAGGAUACUAAUUCUCUCGUCUCUUCCAAUAAAACAAGCACCAAACACUCCAAAAAGAUGGAUAAAAUUCAGAAUCGAAGCAAUUUUGCCACCUUUUUCAAUUUGACCUCCUUCACUUCCGCCUCCGCUUCUUCGACUAACAAAAAGAAAAGGUUUUUCUUUUCCUCUUCCUCAAAAUCUUCUUCAAAUUUGGCAACCGCUCUUAAUAGCUGUUCCAACGAUAAUUUGCUAAACCUCGAAUACAAAUCCGAUGGCAAAAAUUCCCGCAAUCACGAUAAUUUUAAGAACGAAUUUUCGAUCGGUGAAUCAUCUCUCAACUAUAGCGAAGGAAAUGACCUUAGUGAUAAUUGUAAAAAAGGCGUCAUGGUUGAAUGUGCCCUAAAUAAGGAUGGCCACGUCGGGACGUCCAAUUUUAAAAGACAUUACCUUAAAAAAUCAAUAGGCACUGAUCUAGGAAAAUCGUUUAAUCCGAAGGCCCUGUCUUCUAAAAUCGAGAUUGACACGAUUAACCAGGCCGGUUCUACUUUUAAUGAUAAAAUGUUCGGACCCGCAUCCUCCGAUCAUUUUUAUCGAAACCGUUCCGCCUCGAUUCAAAAUUUCAUGGUCCCGCCUUCCGAUGAAACCUCCUUCCAAUCCAAGAAACGGGAAGAAGCAAGAUACAAUUGCGACAACUCCGAUCAAAGUAUUUUAUCAACAGAAAGGAAUCUCACUAACCGAGAGGCUACAACAGGCUUUAAUUCUAUAUUCAACGCCGAUGAAGUAAAUGAUAAAGAUGACACGAAAAUGGGAGCCAAUGAAGGCACAAAAGUGAUGACCAACGAGGAAUUGGACAUGCCCCUAGAAAAAGAAGUUAUCGCCAGCGAGAAAGUUCCGAAAAUUGUCGAAACAUUAAAAGAUGGCCAACCCAAUGCCAUCAUCUUGUCGGAACCCCUGAAUUUCGACAAUAUUUUGGACCAGUAUUUUAGUUCGAUCAUUGACGUUGGUUGCGAUUACAUACCCGAAGAGAGCGAUACCGAUUCGCGCAACACACAUGAGAAUAACAAGAAUAUUGACUACAAUAAAAAUGUAGAAAAUGGCAGCGCUAAACGUGAGCCGAACAGGAUUUCGGAUCGAGAAGAAAAUAUGUCUAGAAAAGGAGAGAAUAAUAGCAGCAAUUCUCCUUCUAAGAGUUUUAAAAACAAUCUAUUUAGUAUGCCAUUGAACAAGGAUAUCGAUAAAACAAAGUUUAGUUAUGUUUACGAAAAUGAAUCGGACGAUACGCCUAACGAUAAAACGGAAAAGCGUGAUGAUUCCAAUGCGAAAGAUGAUAGAAUAUCUAACGAAAGCACCAACAUCGAAUUCGUUACUUCUUCCUCUCAAAUGAGCCUACGGCCUUCCCGCCUCUCCUCCUCUAUGACGCAUCUGCACAAUCCAAUUCCUUCCAUACCAAGUCAACCACCCUCAAUUCCCCAGUUUACGAAAACAUCUAAAAUUGCCCGCAAUACGACUCACCAUCAUCACUCAUUGAACCCUAAUCAAUCAAAUCAUGUUCACAAUAACACUGGUAGUACCAAUCGUUUCGCCUUUCGAAUGAACCACAAUAAUCGUAGAGGUUUUUACGCUUCGGCUCACGCCGUUUACCAGCCUCCUUCGGAUAACGCGAGAGAAGAGGGGCUAAUUAGUACCGAAGGCGGCGAUUGCGGGUGGGCUCAAAAGUCGAGGUUUAGCAAACAACAUAUACCUAGCUAUCAACAUAGUCAACGCCACAACUUAAGUGAAUAUGAGGAAAUCUCGAGAGAAGAUUUUCAAAAUCCCGUCGAAUGGGUUCAUACUAACGAGAAAGAGGAAACGUACAAUGGCCAAUGGAAAAAAAUAAACAAAGAACGGUACAGAAAUAUGGAUGCUUCAAAUUCGAUGCAAAGAUCAUCCUACGUCGGUUACGAUAAUAGAAAAAAAAAUGAGAUAGAUUCGGGUAGCAUCGGACCGUGGAUCGAUCCACCCUACAUGAUUGGCUCAUUAGCGAAGUCCUGGCAGAAUUCUAUAUGUACCAUUGGCGGGGCCAAGAAAGGGCAUCAGUAUCUGAUUAACUCAACCGUUAGAUCCACCAAAUUUCGUCCAAUGCCCGCAAAUUUUCGAAGAGGACAUGUACGGGAAUGUCACGAUUUUAACGCCGACAGUUGUUGCGAUGACAGCAUUUUGCCGCAUAAAGAUAAGAUACGGGCGCAUCCCGCUCAAUGCGUUGGGAGGCGAUACGAAAAUUAUUACGAUGAUAAUGAUAUAAAUCCCGAUGAAAUGAUGAUUGGGGAUUUUGGCGAACAUGCGCGAGAGGUUGAAGAGGAAAACGAGGAUUUUUAUGAAAACGAUUAUAAUGUGGAAAGUUCGGUUCCAGUCAAAGAAAUAAAGGACAAAUACAACGUUAAUAAGGGAUCGAAGGGUAACGGAAACUAUGUGUACGAAGAUAAAUUGAGACCGGAUCGGGGUGAACCUGUGUAUAUCACUAGCAAAAAAUAUGAUAGGCUGGGGUGGUGGAUGGGUGUGUCUCUUAAAACGGGGGAGAGGGGUCUAGUUCCAAAGACUCGCUUGGUACCCACGAGGCAUUCAUCUUGCUUCGAUGGCAAAUACGGUGCACACUUGGAAGCUAUUGAGUUAAGGGAUGGAAGGGAGAUUUCAAAGAAUUAUUACUAUAUUUAUUACCCGUAACCCCUCGUUCACAUUUAGCGCGAAUUCGCGGCGAAAAAUACAAUAAUAUGGCAUAAUUUAUAUACUUCGCCGCGAAUUCGCACACUGUGAAUGCGGGGUAAGUCCAGAACUUAUAUUUUUGUUUCUCCUUCUAGUAAAUUUUGACGAACGUCAACAUCCAAAUAAAAACUGGGGAAAAAAGUAAACAAAUAAUGCACGUUUUUUAAAAAAAAAAAUUUUAAUUUAUUUUAAACAAAUUUAUAAUAAUUUUUUUUUCUAUUUAAUUUUAAUUUAUUUGAUAGUUCUUUCAUGUAAGAUGAAUUAUGAAAGUUUAUAAUAUCAAUUUUUUCUUCAAAUGUCAUGAUCAUACCCCCCCCCCCCCCUCCCCCCAAUAUAAUUUUAUA
Gordionus sp. m RMFG-2023 is the source of this 3579-nucleotide messenger RNA. RefSeq lists its product as uncharacterized. NCBI's taxonomy places the organism in Eukaryota, Metazoa, Nematomorpha, Gordioida, Chordodea, Parachordodidae. Bases 68 to 3196 code for a protein of 1042 amino acids. The transcript has 5 exons. The record is from RefSeq and is a predicted model, not a curated record.